This is a messenger RNA of Rhopalosiphum maidis (corn leaf aphid), 2073 nucleotides long. RefSeq names its product ethylmalonyl-CoA decarboxylase-like. Gene Ontology annotation, biological process: fatty acid beta-oxidation. NCBI's taxonomy places the organism in Eukaryota, Metazoa, Arthropoda, Insecta, Hemiptera, Aphididae. Gene Ontology annotation, cellular component: cytosol. The coding region runs from base 269 to 1147 and encodes 292 amino acids. Gene Ontology annotation, molecular function: enoyl-CoA hydratase activity. The record is from RefSeq and is a predicted model, not a curated record. The transcript is spliced from 4 exons.
UAUAAAACAUUAAAAACAUACAACUUUAUGUAUCCGUUUAUGUUGUUAUAAGUUAGUUUUCAAUUUUUUUGUAAACUUAAAUUGGCUUAAUUUUAAUUACGUUUUUGUAUUACAAUAUGUUUGAUUUUUUUUAAAUUAAAAAACGGGCUAUGCUUAAAAUAUAGAAAACAUAAAUUGACAUUUUAACAAUUCAUAUUGUAGGUAAACAUGAUAUAUCCAAAUUAGUUUAUAAUGUGUUUUGUUUCGUUUAAAUAGUGCUCCAAAAUUAAUGCAAAUGGAAAACGGACAAACCCCCAAAGAAAAGUAUCUGCACGAUUUUACAUACCAUGGACAGGAACUGUCGGUCACUGAAGCGAAAAAUGUCUUAUUCCAGCAUUUGGACAACAACGGAUCUGUGGACCUGGAAAAGGAUGCUAAUGGCAUGGCGAAAAUACGCUUAAAUAAUCCUCGUCUCAAGAACGCUAUAAAUGUAAAAAUGAUGUUGGACCUAGACGAGAUUACAGAGAAAUUGUCCCAGUGGACCGACUGCAAAGGAGCAAUUAUAUAUGGCGCUGAUGGAAAUUUCUGUUCCGGGGGAGAUUUGAAAAUGGCGAAAAAAAUUAACAACGCGUUUUACGGAUAUGCAAUGUCCAUUUACGUUGGCCAUAUUCUCGACAAAUUCAAAAAGCUUCCCAUUAUUACUGUUGCAUAUAUCGACGGCACGGGUGCGAUUGGCGGAGGUGCUGAACUAACGACGGCGUGCGACUACAGGCUAAUGUGCAAUGCUGUCGACACCACGGCCAUAGGGUUCGUUCACUCGAAAAUGGGCAUAGUGCCCGCGUGGGGUGCCACCGGUCGGUUGGUGUCGAUCGUGGGCGCCCGGAAAACGUUAGACCUGCUGCUGGAGGCCCGGCUGUUUAGUGCAGCCGAGGCGAUGGACUUGGGUCUGGUGGACGGCGCGGUGGCCACGUUGGCGGACGCCGAAGCGUGGCUGUCCCGGAAGAUCAGGCCGGACGUGAACGUGAUCCGGGCCAUCAAGCGCACGGUACGAUGCCACGACGAUUCGCAGGAGGCCGCGCGAAUGAUAGAGAGCAGGAUAUUCGCGCCGCUAUGGGGAGGACCCGUCAACCAGGCUGCAAUUGAACGGCAAGUGAAGCACAAAAAAUGAAACCGACGGCGUGGAGAACUCGACAUUAAUCAAGAGCUACUAGGCUAGUCUAAUAUUCCACCCACCUAACCAUCCAAAUUUUGAAUUUUCUAUGAAAUAUUUCAGUAUUUUAAUUAGAUUUGUUUUUAUUUUUAUGAAAAUUUUUCAUUCAAUUCAUAAAUAUAUAAUUUACCGAAAGUUUAUAAGAAAUUGUAUAUUAUCAAAGUUACUAUUUAUGGAUUGUAUAAAUGCUAAUCAAUAAAUAAUUAUUAUCAAUAUUUAUACUAAAAAAAAAAUCAAUGUUUCACACUUCAUACUUCGAAUACUACUAAUAUACUAAAUUAUUACCAAUUGGCAAUUACCCACCACACUCACUUAUCAUUCCUCAAAAAUUCACUGUCAUUCGAUUAGGUACCCUUUUUGCCAUCUCACUAGAUUAUUUACUAAGGCAUUUUUUAUUUUUUAUUUAUUUAUUUGAUAUUUACAAUCUCUGUUGGACAUCACAACAAGUAAAUUGAAUAAUUUAUGUACAUGUUUGACUUGAAUAAUAUGAAGAGGGAGGCCAACCAGUGAUGAAACUCAACGUGAAUUUAUUUUAGAUUAGCAAAUCUCUGCAAUAUUUUCUUUUUAGCCUAUGGAUGGGAUUUAUUUAAAAAAAAAAAAUUUAAGUAUGACAUACUUAUUGAUUAUAUUGAUGAGUUUAUUAGCUGAUUAUUAUUAAUAUUGAAUUUUUAUCAAUGGCACGUUCCAUUUUUUUUUAAUUUUAUUACUACCAUCAUAUUGCCACACGCAUACGGUUUUUACGGUUUAAUUGUCUUAGCUAACUAAGACAUAACGUAAUUAAAUUUGAUUAGGUGUUUGUGUCAAAGUUUAUUUAAUUAAAAUAAAACAAUCACUAUGUGAUCUAAUAAAUAAUAUUCAGUUUGAUUUGUAUUGUUUAACAUGUU